This is a messenger RNA of Cetraspora pellucida, 1948 nucleotides long. Lineage: Eukaryota; Fungi; Glomeromycota; Glomeromycetes; Diversisporales; Gigasporaceae. The record is from the annotation of a GenBank genome assembly.
CAACAUUGAUAAUAAGAAAAUAAGCAAUAAAAUUUUCGGCAUUGACCUUGGAACAACUAAUUCCUGCAUUGCUGUUAUGGAGGGCAAGGACACAAGAGUAUUAGAGGCUCUGGAUGGGUCACGCACCAUUCGCUCCGCAGUAACUUAUAGCAAAGAAGAAGGGAGAUUUUUAGUCGGAACUGAUGCCGCUCGCCAAGCCGCAAUUAAACAAGUUAUUUUCUCAGUUAAAAGAUUGAUGGGACAAGAACUCGAAAAAAGCGAGAUUAGAGAAAAAUAUAAGGAUAGAUUUAUUUUCGGCCGAGAUACCAAAGAUGGUGAAGAAGUGUUAUUAACGCCGGAACAAAUCUCCGCACACGUGCUAAGUUAUUUAACUGGUUAUGCUGAGGAUAGAUUAGGAGAAAAAAUUAAGAAGGUGGUAAUUACUGUCCCUGCUUACUUUGAUGAUAACCAAAGGCAAGCCACCAAAAAUGCGGGAAUAAUCGCUGGUCUCGAAGUGGAAAGAAUUAUUAAUGAGCCUACUGCGGCCGCACUGGCCUACGGGUUAGACAAGGCAGAAAAAGGACAAACUAUCCUAGUUUAUGACUUAGGAGGAGGAACCUUUGACGUUUCGGUUCUCCAAAUUUCCGAAGGUGUUUUUGAAGUUCUUUCCACCGCCGGAAUUAAUACCUUGGGUGGUGAUGACUUUGACAAAAAAAUAGUUGAUUAUUUAAUUCAAGAAUUUGAGAAAAAAAACAGGAUUAAUUUGCGAACCAAAGACCAAAAAGAGAUGGACCGUCGUAUGACUCUACAAAGAUUACAAGAAGCUGCUACUAAGGCCAAGCACGAGUUAUCUGGCAGUUUAGAAACUACGGUCGCUCUACCUUAUAUUGCUUCAAAAAAUGGAGAAACACUUCACCUUGAAAUAAAGAUUACCCGAGCCAAAUUUGAGAAACUAAUUGAAGGACUUGUCAAAGAAACGAUGAAAGAGGUUGAUAAGGCUCUUCAAGAGGCGAAAAAAAAAUCAGGAAAAGGAUUAGAGAUUCAGCAAAUUGUUUUGGUUGGAGGUUCAACCCGUGUGCAGUUGGUUCAGGAAGAAAUUAAAGGGAGAUUCGGGGACAAAAAAAUUAACAAGUCAGUUAAUCCAGACGAAGUGGUAGCCAUUGGGGCGGCUAUUCAAGGUGCGGUUUUGCGUGGAGACAUUAAAGAUAUUGUGCUCUUGGAUGUCACGCCGCUUUCCCUAGGUAUUGCUACACUAGGGGCCCGAGGCGAAGGAGAAGUUAACGAUAUAAUUAUUCCGCGUAAUACUACUAUCCCGACCUCCGUUAGCCGUGUUUACUCGACAGCCGAGGACAAUCAAACUAGUGUUCAUAUUAGGCCGUUACAAGGAGAAAGAACCCGAGCCAUGGAUAAUAAAGUAUUAGGUAGUUUUGAAUUGAGUGGUAUUAAAUCGGCUCCACGGGGAGUUCCCCAAAUCGAGGUUACUUUUAGUAUUGAUUCUAACGGAAUAGUUAACGUUAAAGCCCAAGAUAAAGAAACCGGAAAAAAGGCAGAAAUUACCAUUCGGGAAAGCCAGAAUUUAAGCGAAGCCGAAGUGCAAAAAAUGGUGCAGGAGGCAGAGGAAAAUCGAGAAAAAGAUGAACAAUUUAAGAAGAAUGUGGAAACACUGAACCGAGCACAAACUUUCUGUUAUACUUUUGAGAACCAAAAAAAAGAAUGGAAAAAGCAUAAAAAUUUUAAGGAAGAUGACCCCCAAUUCCAACAAUACCAAAAUUAUUAUAAUGAUUUACAAAAGGCGGUGGAUGAGAAAGAUUACGAGAAAAUAAGAGAGGAAAGUAAGAAAAUUGAGGAGUUAAUGAAACUAUCCGAAGAAUUAAGACAAAAAAUGCCAUCCCAAGAAAGCGAGAAAAAAGAAGGAGAGGAGGAGGAAGAAAUUGUGGAUAUUCAACCUGAGGAAAAGGAUAAAGAAUAA